Porites evermanni is the source of this 498-nucleotide messenger RNA. Lineage: Eukaryota; Metazoa; Cnidaria; Anthozoa; Scleractinia; Poritidae. The record is from the annotation of a GenBank genome assembly.
AUGUCUAAUGAAGUUGUGGAAUGGGGUGCAAGUGCAGUGAAGAGGGUAAAGACAAGGUUGAGAAGUCGACUCAAGAAUGACAUGAUGGCCAGCCUGCUUCACAUUUCCCUCAAUGGCCCUAAUCAUGACACUGAAGAGUGCAGGGAGAUGCUUACAGAAGCAACCAAAGUCUGGAGAAAAACGCACUUCAGAAAUCUGCCAUCACUUAAGAAGCUCCCAAUGGUUGGAGGAUCAGACCAUGAUGGCAGUCUUCACCGUCCAGCCACAAAGACUGACAUUGGUAUACAGGUGGAAUUCCCAGAUGCCCUUCAGGCCUCUAGAACUGGAGCCCAAGAAGAUGGUGAAGUAACUGUGGAAACUGAACUUGAUGCUCAAGUUCAGGUUGUAGCUCAAGCAGUUGCCAGCAAUGCUGAUUUGAGUCAUGACGCACUGGAUGCCAUGGAUAUGGGAGAUGUUGAAUCUGGUAUUGAUUCAGACUUUGAGUUGAGUUUGAUAUAG